This is a messenger RNA of Orussus abietinus, 2374 nucleotides long. Its product is annotated as CWF19-like protein 2. Gene Ontology annotation, biological process: mRNA splicing, via spliceosome. NCBI's taxonomy places the organism in Eukaryota, Metazoa, Arthropoda, Insecta, Hymenoptera, Orussidae. The transcript is spliced from 10 exons. Gene Ontology annotation, cellular component: post-mRNA release spliceosomal complex. The coding region runs from base 76 to 2283 and encodes 735 amino acids. The record is from RefSeq and is a predicted model, not a curated record.
AAACCUUGCUAUACAUUGAAAAUCACGCAGAAAGAAAACGCCGGAAAACAAUAGUGAAAAGUUGCGAACAAUCCAAUGCCGAAAACAGAGAAUUUAGAAAAAAUGAAAAGGAAGGCGGCGAAACAUAAACAUAAGGAGAAGUUGAAAAGGAAGAAGAAGAAAAGUAAACAUAACCGAUCCAGUUCUGAAAGUAGUUCGGACCAGAGUAAAGAAGAAUGGGUGGAAAAGACUAUUGAUAAACCUGAACCAAGUGCGCCUAAGGAACAGUCUCAGCCAGCCGAAAGAGAAGAGUGGAUGAAUCUUCCAAGCCUGUUCAAUUGUUUUUCAGAAAAUCAUUCUAAGAGCAAGAAGAAAGAGAAAGAAAGGGAUUCUUCAAUCUUGGAUCAACCAGGGCAAAGCUCGAGAGAACUGAAUCCUUAUUGGAAAAAUGGAGGUACUGGAGUACCUGAAACCGAAAAUAAAGCACGAGUCAAACAGACAUUAGAUGCUGCAUGGCUGAAGAAGAGUUUACAAAGAGUUAAAGAGCAAGCAGAUCAGGAGGGAAGAACCCUUGCUGAAGUUGCUUCGGAAAGAUGGGGAUCCUUGGACACCAUAAAAUCAAUGAUAGCUGAAGCAGAAUGUAAGUCACGUAAUAAUGACCGUUCAUUUUAUGCAAAAAGAACUCACAUUAAAUAUCAUGAUGAUGUAAAUACAAAAUAUGUUAAAUGUAAAUACAGAAGUUUUAACGAUGAUAGUUCAGAGAGAAGACCUAGAUCUCGUUCUAAGAGCAAAGAUCGACAUGAAUGGAGUUCAGAAUAUAAUAAACAUUUGGAAAGUCGGAAACAUAAUAAAUUAAGAUCUCAAAGCCCAGAGUUGGAAGAAAGACAUCAACGUAAAAGAUAUGGAAGUCAUUCAAAUCAUGAUAAGAAAAAACUAAGUUUUAAAAAACCUUCUGACAAUGAGGACAUUCCUUGUCAUUCAGAGUCAAACAGAUCUAGAAGUCGAAAAUGGCAAAAGCCUGAGUUUCAAGAAACCUCUUAUAGGAAGAUAUCAGAAGUUCAUACACAAGUAAAGCCAAUUGAACUGAAUGAUGAAAGUGAUUUAGAAUUAGAAACCAGCAAAAAAAAAGAAGACGAAUGUGUAUUAACAGAAUCAGAAAUGAAUCAAUUAGGUGCUAAGAUUGUUAAAGCAGAAAUAAUGGGGGAUAUGGAAUUAGCAACGAAGUUGAAAUCCCAGCUAGAGAAAGCUCGAGAACAUCGAAAAAAAGCUGAUACGAAAUCUUGUAUUACAGAAGAGAAUGCAGUACUUCUUAUACGUACGGAUGCAAGUGGUACGACAAGGCCAAUUCAACCUAGAAAUGAAUCAACAGAAACUUCUGCAAAGAAUAGAAAGAAGAAAAAUGUUAAUACACAUCAGUCAGGACAAAGAAUUCGAUACUUCCCUGAUGAUGAUAAAUACUCCUUGGAGCAACUGUAUGAACGUGAAAAGGGAAGCUCUGCAAAGGAUACUGAAGCAUCAUUUGUCAAAAUUGCUUCUAGCUCAAUGAAUAUGGAAGAUCUAUUCGGGUCCGAAAUGAUAUCGGACAGAUCAGAAGUUGCUCAAGAAGCUUCCGAUCGUGCACAAGCAAUAAGAGAAGAUCAAAGAAUUAGUAAUUGUUCUUGGUGCAUCAACUCAAAACACAUGUUGAAACAUAUGAUUGUAACAAUGGGAUCUACGAUCUAUCUGUCCUUACCACCAUAUACAUCACUAACUUCUGGACAUUGUAUCUUAGCACCUAUUCAGCAUGUGAUAUGUCAAACCCAUUUAGAUGAAAAUGUUUGGGAAGAAUUACAGGCUUUUAAGAUGGCAUUGACAAAAAUGUUUGAAAGCCAAAAUAAGAGUUUAAUAUUUUUUGAAGUUUCAAUGAGAUGGCGUGAUUAUCCACAUAUGCGGCUUGAAUGUGUUCCAUUGCCGAAAGAAAUUGGGGAUAUGGCACCAAUGUAUUUUAAGAAAGCUUUGUUAGAAUGUGAGAUGGAAUGGUCUACAAAUAAAAAAGUUAUAGAUUUGAGUCAGCAUGACGUUCGCCGAGCUGUACCAAAAGCUUUACCCUAUUUUUCAGUGAACUUUGGUAUUCAAGGUGGAUUUGCUCAUAUAAUCGAAGAUGAUAAAUUGUUUCCACGGAAUUUUGCGCAGGAAAUUAUUGGUGGAAUGCUGGAAUUGGAUCAUAACAUAUGGCGCAAACCAAGAGCAGAACAAUUUGAGCAGCAAAGGAGUAAAGUGAUGGAAUUCAAAAAAACGUGGGAAAAGUUCGAUUGUACUACUUGAAAUCAAUUAUGUCACUCUAAAUCUUACAUUUCCUAAUUCGAAAAUGGACAAUGUAAAAAUAUUUCUGUACAUAUAUUCAAAUGAUGAUGAA